AUGAUCAAAGAUAAAAUCAACAACACCUCCGAUCUCAAUUACGAUGCUAUCUCCUCUACUCAUCUUGUAGGCAUACAAGAAACUGCCAAAGAAAUUAAUAAAUUAAUUUGCAAUAACCUUCCAACCAACGAAUAUGGAAUCGACUCAAUAACCUCGAAAGCUAUUGACACCCUCAAUCAUAACCUACUUAACACAAAUAACAAUAGACACUUAAACUUUAACUGCUAUACAAACUUACCCGAUGAAGUAAUCUUAAAAGAAGGUGCAAGAGUUAUGUUCCUAAACAAUAAACUAUUCGACCACAACAUUUGCAACGGUACAAUCGGU
Racocetra persica is the source of this 327-nucleotide messenger RNA. Lineage: Eukaryota; Fungi; Glomeromycota; Glomeromycetes; Diversisporales; Gigasporaceae. The record is from the annotation of a GenBank genome assembly.